This is a messenger RNA of Oppia nitens, 3450 nucleotides long. RefSeq names its product guanylate cyclase 32E-like. The record is from RefSeq and is a predicted model, not a curated record. Gene Ontology annotation, molecular function: ATP binding; guanylate cyclase activity; protein kinase activity. Bases 1 to 3450 code for a protein of 1149 amino acids. Lineage: Eukaryota; Metazoa; Arthropoda; Arachnida; Sarcoptiformes; Oppiidae. The transcript is spliced from 25 exons. Gene Ontology annotation, biological process: cGMP biosynthetic process; intracellular signal transduction; receptor guanylyl cyclase signaling pathway.
AUGUUUGAAAGCAAUGAUACCAUUGCUGAUGACAGGCCUAUCAUAACCAUUGGAUUUUUGGGUGCUUUCAAGUAUGGCUUAACUCUGGGAAAACUAAUAGCCGGUGCCAUACCAUUAGCUAUUGAUAGGAUUAACAGUGAUCCAAACAUAUUGCCAAAUCAUACACUGAGAUUUAAAGCGGGAGAUUCAGGAAUACCUAAUGGAUGGACAGCCAUAAGGAAAAUGACAGAAAUGAGAGAACAGAAUAAUGUGGUCGCAUAUAUAGGUCCCGACCAUAGCUGUGCCACCGAAGCACUGGUAGCCGCCGCUUGGAAUUUACCUUUAAUUACAUAUAAAUGUACGGAUCAUAAGGUGUCCAACAAAAGUAUUUAUCCGACAUUUGCGCGGACACUGCCUCCGAGUUCAAAGAUUUCAAAGUCGGUUAUAUCACUACUAAAACAUUUCUCAUGGAAUAAAAUAUCGUUAGUGGUUUCGGAUACACCACCUGACAGACAGGUAGAAGAGUCUCUGAUCUCUAUGUGUCAGACCUAUGGAGUUAUUAUAAUCAAUAAAUUUUAUUUGCCCGGAGAAUACCUGUCCAAAAAUAAUGCAACCAUUAAAACAAUUAUUGAGAAGAGUUAUAAAAAGACUCGGGUCUAUGUAUUAUUAUCGGAAACGUAUGCAUUGGUAGACUUUGCUCGUGUAAUGCAAGAGCGACAGCUUCUGGACACUGGAAAGUAUGUGAUUAUAUCGGUUGAAGAGGAAGAGGUCUACGAUCCUAACAAAACCAUGCAAUAUAUUAGUAGAGAGUUUGAGUCACAUUUGGAAAAGUUAGAUCCCUUACCAUUCAGAGCUGUUUAUAUGAUAACACCGACGGCACCCAUAAAUCAAAAUUAUUCGCAUUUUAAAACUGAAGUCAAUCAACGCAAUCAGAGACCGCCAUUUAAUAUACCGGCUCAUCCAUUCAUUACAGUUCAGGUUCCCAUUUAUGCCGGUCUUGCCUACGAUGCGGUCAUGAUUUACGCCAAUGCCUUAACACAUGUUCUUUCAAUGGGCGGAUCAGUACUGAACGGCACAGCAAUUCUUGAGGCUAUCAAAAGAAAAUCUUAUAAAAGUAUAUUGGGUUUUGAAGUGAUGAUGGAUGAAAAAGGCGAUGCUGAGGGUAAUUAUACAUUACUUGCGUUAAACUCGAGAUACGGUGAAAGACAAGGCAUGCGACCAAUCGGUGCUUUUUAUUACAAUAAUUCGGAUCUUCCGACUCUUCGAUUAGAAGACAAUAUCGAUUGGAUCGGUGACGGACCCCCUCUGGCUGAACCUCACUGUGGUUUUGAUGACGAGUAUUGUAAAUACAAAAGAGAUUGGAAACUGAUCUUCAUUUUUAGUAUUUCUGCACUCAUUAUAUUAAUUGCAGCCGUUUUUAUAUUUCGACACUAUAGAUAUGAACACAAAUUGACGCGAUUGUUGUGGAAAAUUGAUAUGAAAGAUGUUAUUGUACUCAACACUAACUCAGAAUAUACUCUACAGAAUAUUCGUAAUACUAUUAAUGGCAUUGAUAUGCGCCGAUUAAGUCAUUACGGGAGCAGCUCUUCGGGCCGAUCGGACACUUUCGGACACAACAACAUUAUCGACACUUGCAAUCAAAGUUCAUUUGGUAUCGGCGUCUAUAAGGGAAAUGUUGUGGCAAUUAAAAGGAUAUUUAAAAAAUCAAUUGACUUGACUCGCAAUGUUCGCAAAGAAUUAAUUCAGGUGCGAGAAAUGAGACACGAAAAUAUUAAUUCAUUUAUCGGCGCUAGUAUUGAAUCGACAAAUAUAUCGCUUUUAUUUUUAUAUUGCGCCCGAGGAAGUCUAGAAGAUGUCUUAAAAAAUGAAGACUUAGAUCUGGACAAUAUGUUUAUUGCAUCACUUGUGGCCGAUUUGAUUAAAGGAAUGAUUUAUUUACACGACUCGGAUAUCAUAUCUCACGGCAGACUUAAAUCAUCCAAUUGUUUAGUAGAUAGUCGUUGGGUUCUUCAGAUUACCGAUUAUGGAUUGCAUGAGUUUAGAGCUAAUCAAGACUUUGCUUAUUUCGAUGAAAAUAAACGACAAAGAGAUCUUAUAUGGCGAGCGCCUGAACUCUUGAGGAUAAUUAAUACUCCGUCGAGAGGAACACAAAAAGGAGACGUUUAUUCAUUUGCUAUAAUAUUAUAUGAGAUAAUUGGACGCAAAGGUCCGAUUGGUGGUGAUGUAAACCUAUCUGUCAAUGAAAUAUUGGAGCAAAUUAUUAAUCCGAGUCAUUACGGAAGGAUUUAUAGGCCGCCCGUUAAGGAUAUUAAAUGCGCUCAAUAUAUACUGAGAUGUAUCGAGGAGUGUUGGCACGAAAAUCCCGACUCCAGACCAGACUUUAGAUUUAUUAAUAUAAGACUCCGAGAGAUGCAAAGUGGACUAAAGCCAAACAUAUUUGAUAAUAUGAUAACAAUGUUGGAAAAGUAUGCCUACAAUUUGGAGGGUUUGGUUCAGGAAAGGACUAAUCAAUUAAUGGAAGAGAAAAAGAAAACCGAAAACUUAUUGUUACGAAUGCUUCCAAAGUCAGUGGCUGAACAGCUAAAGAGAUGUGCGGCAGUUGAGGCCGAGUUCUUCGAGUGCGUUACCAUUUACUUCAGUGAUAUCGUCGGAUUCACUCAAUUGUCAGCCAUUAGUACACCACUUCAGAUCAUUUCGUUGCUUAACGAUUUGUAUACACUAUUUGAUGAGAUUAUUGGCAAUUAUGAUGUCUAUAAAGUGGAAACUAUAGGCGAUGCUUAUAUGGUUGUUAGUGGUCUUCCCAUUCGCAACAAUGACAAACACGCGGCUGAGAUCGCGUCGAUGGCAUUGCAUUUGUUGAGUGCUAUUCAAAACUUUGAGAUUAAACACAGAAGCUGUGAAAGACUUAAACUUAGGAUUGGUAUCCAUUCGGGUCCGUGUGUUGCAGGUGUUGUUGGUCUCAAAAUGCCCAGAUAUUGUCUCUUUGGAGAUACAGUCAAUACAGCAUCAAGAAUGGAGUCAACUGGACUUGCCUUAAGAAUACACGUGAGUGAGGCCUGUAAAACAAUUUUGGACAAAUUGGGCGGUUAUGUCAUACAAGAAAGGGGUAUCAUUUCUAUAAAGGGAAAAGGAGAAAUGAAAUCAUUUUGGUUGAUUGGCAAACAAUUGGUAAAUCAUUCAAAGCAAUCAUAUAUAAGCGAUUGCAAUUCUUCAGAAAUGAUUUCAGAUUUUAAAGAAUUACCAUUUGAUUCAAUGGAAGUGAAUCUCAAUGCAAAUAAUAGAUCAAAAAUGACAAACUCUUUGGAUGGCAACAACUUUUUGGCCAAUAUAUCUCAAAAUGAUGAUAACAAUAGUCAUACCAAUACUGUUAUCGUUAAUAUUAAUUUUAAAUCCAAAUCUAAUGGUGUUUCAAAUGAUGAACCACAUGAAGAUCAAAAUCAAAAAGAGUUGAAAAUAAAUAAUAUUAAUUAA